AUGAGCCAAACGCCAGGGCAUUCUCCUGUGAAGCUGGGGCCCAAGGAUUUGAGCCAAGUGGAAGUGAAACACCCCGAAGAGGUGCUACGAAAAGGUGAGAAGGUGAGAUGUUUCGUGAAGUUUCGUAAAGACUUCAUGGCUUUGUCGAUGCUGGAUACCUUCAAAGAUCGGCUGCGAGUAUCACAGCUCGAGAAGGGCCACAGCUAUGAUGCCAAGGUGGUCCAUGUGAAUCCCAGGAUUGGCGCCUUUGUGGAUUUGGGUGCUGUGGCCAAUGGCCUGAUCCCACUGAAGACACUUCCUGGAGCCAGCAACAAGGAGAAGGCGGAGGCUUUGCGUCUUGGUUCACCUCCAGGACGAGAGAUGCAGGUCAGAGUGGUCGAUGUGGAUGUGGCCAAGGGUCAGAUCACGGUGGCGCCUGCCAAGCCCACCUAG
Messenger RNA from Cladocopium goreaui, 432 nucleotides. NCBI's taxonomy places the organism in Eukaryota, Dinophyceae, Suessiales, Symbiodiniaceae. The record is from the annotation of a GenBank genome assembly.